AUGGUUCUACACAACCCCAACAACUGGCACUGGGUCAACAAGGACGUCUCAGCAUGGGCCAGGUCCUACUUUGACGAGAGCCUCACAAAGGUUCAGGCCGAGGAGGGUGAGGUCAAGGCCAAGAUUGAUAAGAUCCAGAGCAUGGAUGGUGAUGUCGAUGUCAGCCAACGCAAGGGCAAGGUGAUUACCAUCUUUGACGUCAAGCUGGUGCUUCAAUAUUCUGGAUCUGCUCCCGGUGAGGAUGAUGUUUCUGGUACCAUUACUGUGCCUGAGAUCGCCCACGACACGGAAGAAGACGAGUACGUGUUCGACGUAGACAUCUUUGCCGAGUCCAAGGAGAAGCAACCCGUGAAGGAUCUCGUCCGAUCAAAGAUCGUGCCUCAGCUGCGCCAGGAAUUCCAGAAGCUUGCCGGCGCCCUCAUCGCCGAGCAUGGCAAGGAUAUUCAGCAUGCCCCCGGCUCCAACCCCUCGAGCGGCUUCUCGACUCCCAAGAUUCACCCUCAGAGCUCCACUCCUAAGCCUGCUGCCACUUCCAGCACUCAAAGUAAGACCGGAGGUGUCGUAAACACCACUACCGUGACCGACAACGAAGAGUUCCGAACUACUGCUGAAGAGCUGUACCAAACCUUUGUCGACCCCCAACGAAUCGCUGCUUUCACACGGUCUCCCCCCAAGGUCUUCGAUGGCGCCAAGGUUGGUGGAAAGUUUGAGCUGUUCGGUGGCAAUGUGUCUGGCGAGUAUCUCGAGCUUGAAGAGCCUAAGAAGAUCACCCAGAGCUGGCGACUGAACCAGUGGCCUGCCGGUCACUUCUCCAAGCUGCACAUCGAGUUUGACCAGAACGACGUCGACCACGUUACCGUUAUGCGAGUCAAGUGGGAGGGUGUUCCUAUCGGCCAGGAGGAUGUUACCAAGCGUAACUGGCUCGAGUACUACGUCAAGAGCAUCAAGCAGACUUUCGGCUUCGGCACCAUUUUGUAA
Messenger RNA from Fusarium oxysporum Fo47, 978 nucleotides. Its product is annotated as activator of Hsp90 ATPase. The transcript has 4 exons. Gene Ontology annotation, cellular component: cytosol. The coding region runs from base 1 to 978 and encodes 325 amino acids. Lineage: Eukaryota; Fungi; Ascomycota; Sordariomycetes; Hypocreales; Nectriaceae. The record is from RefSeq and is a predicted model, not a curated record. Gene Ontology annotation, molecular function: ATPase activator activity; protein-folding chaperone binding. Gene Ontology annotation, biological process: positive regulation of ATP-dependent activity; protein folding.